Messenger RNA from Dipodomys ordii (Ord's kangaroo rat), 1179 nucleotides. RefSeq names its product RAB21, member RAS oncogene family (gene Rab21). Bases 1 to 534 code for a protein of 177 amino acids. NCBI's taxonomy places the organism in Eukaryota, Metazoa, Chordata, Mammalia, Rodentia, Heteromyidae. The transcript is spliced from 7 exons. The record is from RefSeq and is a predicted model, not a curated record. Gene Ontology annotation, molecular function: GTP binding; GTPase activity.
AUGACAUGUAAAUUCGCAUCUUUCUUAACAAAGAAGUUAAAUAUUGGUGGGAAAAGAGUUAACCUUGCUAUAUGGGAUACAGCAGGUCAAGAGAGAUUCCAUGCAUUGGGUCCAAUUUACUACAGAGAUUCAAAUGGAGCUAUUUUAGUUUAUGAUAUAACAGAUGAAGAUUCUUUUCAGAAGGUAAAAAACUGGGUCAAAGAAUUACGAAAAAUGUUGGGAAAUGAAAUCUGUUUAUGUAUAGUUGGUAAUAAAAUAGAUUUGGAAAAAGAGAGACAUGUUUCCAUUCAAGAAGCAGAAUCAUAUGCAGAGUCUGUGGGAGCAAAACAUUAUCAUACUUCAGCCAAACAAAACAAAGGAAUUGAGGAGCUCUUUCUUGACCUUUGUAAACGAAUGAUAGAGACAGCCCAAGUGGAUGAGAGGGCAAAAGGCAAUGGCUCUAGUCAACCAGGAGCUGCCAGGCGAGGUGUACAGAUUAUUGAUGAUGAACCUCAAGCCCAGAGCAGUGGAGGAGGGUGCUGUUCUUCUGGAUAACUGUUCAUGCCUAAGAAAUUUAAAAACAAAACUGUGGAUCAUUGCCCUCAACAUGAAGACUGCCAUAUUCCAAGUCACAUUAUUUUACCAAUGGAGUUAUAGAAUUAACAGUAUUUUAAAUUACGUUUAUAACACUGCAGAGACCUUAAGUGCUAAACUUAGUGGAGUUUGUGACCAGAGAAUUGGCAUUUUCUACAAAUGUUAACAAAGCAAUUACCAAUGGCCUUUUUACAUUUUUUUUCUUUAAUGAGGAAUAAUAUGCAUGUAGAAAAUACUUAAAGGCUUCAUUUAUAUUCUUUUAAAUCAAAUCUUUAUUUAAUAACUUAUAUAUGUUGUUGGUAUGGUAUACAUUUUUUGCAGUUCUUUGUAUUUUGUGGUAGUUUGAAUUGUAUCACUCCUAAACUGCAAUUUUUUUUUUUUUGAUUAGCAGAUACCUGAAGUACUAUUUUUGCAGGGUUUGCACAGACCCCUAACUGUCUACUACUUUGAUAUAAUCUAUAUCCAUCCUGUAUGCUGAGCUGGUUGUAAAUUACAUAUUAAAUAUUUUAUCUGCUUUUACCAACCGCAAGGUGCAAAAGUAUAUACGGUAGUUUCAUUGAUGACUGUAAAGUGGAUUAACAUUUGGAAUAAUGCCUAAGCUUUUGA